UCAGACAAUGCAGGAAGUUUCUUAGAGGUCGGGUCAGGUAGAUGAAUGACUGAUAAUGAGUGAUGGUGUGACUCAGACAAACAGAGGAGAGAUGAAAACGACGGAGUAAGAGCAACGGAACUUAACUGAUAAGACUGCGCCAAUGAAGUUGGGCAUACAACAGUAAUCAUGUAUGUGUAUUUGGUGAAUGUAAAAGAUGGAGAGCAUACCCGCGUAGUACCUGAUGUCACCCUUCGCCACGGCUGCAUCCCAGUGAUAGGCAACACCUCUCCAUUAGAUUCCCUGGACCAUGAAACUGAGAGUGUUAUGAUAGAGCCAGCUGUUUGGUUUAAAGUACUGAUCCUGGACUCCGUUACUAUUGACUGUAAUCGUCGUUGUAUUCAGUGGAGCACUGAACCCAUUUGGAACAUUAACAGAAAACAAAAGUCCUUCACUAAGAGGUGUGUAGGGACAUAUGGGGUAAAGGAGGAGUUGGUAGAUAGCCUACAGUCUAAUAGUACUACCACACGUCUGAGUAGGACUCUGUUUAGUCAAGGAGAAUGCUAUGACUUUAACUCUGACCUGGAUGAGUUGUUUGACUAUGCACUGGAGAUGUUAGAGAAGUACAAAGUAAAAAGCAUCACUGACGCUCAAUUUCAUGGCAUGCUGCUCAGACUUUUACACUGCUAUAUAUUCCCAGCUAUCAAGCUCACCAGAGAUGAUUUGGGUUUGUUGGAAGUUGCCUACAAAGAACAGGAGGAAAAAAUUGCAAAGAUGGAUGAAAAAAUAAACGUUAGAAAUGAAGAUAUUGCGAGAAUAAGGAAAACAAAAAAGAAUCAACGUUCACAGAUCUUACAAGUAUGGCAAGAGGGGAAUAGUGGUACACCAUCUGAUGUAGUUUUGAAAACGCUGCUCAGUGAUUUAGACAGAGAUAUUAGAGAGGCUGAAACUGACUUGGAUUUUACACAGAAUCUGGUUGAAGAGGCAAAAUCUGGAAGUGCCUCUCCAGAAGAACUGGAAAGGCGGCGAUGUGAGAGAAAUGAAGCACACAAUAUCAAAGAGUCACUUUUAAAGACAAGGGAAAACAUAAGGCAAGGCGAAAAACAGCUGACCAAGCAAAAAUCCUGGAUAGAAUCGCUACGCAGUCGGCGUUCCAAAGGGUCUAAAGCUAAGUCUAAAACCCUCAUCCCCCUUUGUGACAUCUUCCUGGCGCUGGACAGACGGGCCAAUGACCAAAGGAAGAAGUGUGAAAAGCUAAUGGAAAGAAAAGUCCUAGCACUCAGUGUUAAAGAGGCAAUAAGAAUGGCCAUUGAAGACUUAAAAAAUAAUGCAGAAUCAACAGGGUUGGAAGUGUUAAGAGGGAGCACUCGUAGGGCCACGGAUGUGUUACAAAAUGCCCAUAUUCCCAGUGAAUGGAUGACCCUGAGUGAGAAGGUGGAUAACAUGGUCAACAACCCCAACCAUAAAUUAGGGCAAAGGCACGCUGAAUUCUGCUCCAGUAUAGUCGGCCAAUGUGUUGAGCUCAGAAAUAAGGAAUGGUCAGUCUUUCAGCAUUCUCCGGCCAUCACAACUGACCGAGCAUCCCUGAGGAAUUCAUUUGCGUUGUGCGAGACUAUAGAGGACCAACUUGCCACCCUAACUAACACAGAGAGUUAUGUGAUCAUAGACUGUGCAGAGAGUGAACAAAAAACACCCAAGCAGGCAGUUGAGCACAUCAGAGAUAACAUAAAGCAGCAUUUUGAAAUGAUGACCGCAGACUUGCAAGAUGCCUUGGGAUACUGCAGUGAGAGCAUCUACAACAAGCUGUGGCUGUGCUAUGAGACCCACUUCUAUGAAUUUGUUCUCCCUACACUGGUGGACUUGUACCAGUUCUGCUACAGGGACACCUGCACCAUGCUAGAACUUAACCUAGGAAGCCUGACAUAUGGUGAACUGGAGGUCCAAGAACCCUGGCUGCUAGAUUUGCUGCAGAAUCAACAUAGGAAGGAGAGUGGAUUCUUGGAGGAGGAAGAAGAUGAAGAAAAUGCCAGCCCUGAUAUGGUUGAAGCACCCAUUGGCAACACUGAGGGUACUGACCAGGAUGUGCCAACAACUGACCACUGUGACCAAAGUGAAACUGACCAGCCAGUGACUGACCAUGCUGAUCAGGAAAUGAAAGACACUGACCAGGCUCAUUUCACUCUUCAGCAGCAGGACUCAGGUCUGGAGACAGACACUGAUGUUGUCACCACAGAAACCAGUGGCCCCCUCUAUAUUUCUGAAACCAGUAACCUACCUGGGGUCUCUGACACAGCUGUGCUUUCUGAUGCCAAUGAGACCUCCGAUGAACCCAUUGCCGUAAAAACUGGAUCUUUUAACGGAGGAAUUUGUGUGAGCACAGACAAGGGUGCCAUUGGUGAAUCUACUCCCACAGUAUGGGCCUCUGGAGACAUGAGAAUGGCUGUCAGUGAAACUUCUUCAGACAAAAUAAGCGCUGUCCUAUCUCAGGGUACAGAGCAAGAUUCAGGUAGCAUGUCUACAUUUUGUACACCCAUGGGGCCAAAUGUCAGUGACAGUGUUCAGCCUGUGGCUUUCCCCAGUCAGUCAGCUGUGCACAGUGUUGUGGAGAUACACCAGGAAUGUGCAGGUACCCCACCCAAACAUAGUCUGAAAGAAGAAUGGAAGCCAGAAGAAACCAGUAAUGUUGACACAGCUGUCAACAUCAAAGUUCAUUCUGUGAAAGAACAGGAAAUAUCCCAACAAGCAGUUUCUGAAAAGUUCCCCUCAGAUUCAACAAAGGACACACCCUCAGCUGAGCCAGAGCAUGUCAUACCAUAUAGAAGGGACAGCCAUACAAAGACAAUGAGACGAAGCAAAGGGCAGGUGUAUGUGUUUGAUGACAGACAACCAGUAAGACUGCCAGAGCAAGGGUUUGAUCUGGAAGAUAUUAUGAUAAAGUUGAUCAGUAGUACCGAAGAAGAUGACCAACGUUUACAUGGAGAAUUGGGAGAAAAUGGUGUUAGUGAUGAGAAUGUGGGGGGCUCUGUUCAGCUGCGCAACUCAGAACCCAAGCUGUGUGCUGGACAUGCUACCUUGGAUCUUGGAGGAGAUCCAGCAUCAGUGACCAGAAGAUCGUCUCCGGCCAUUCUUUCUAAUGAUCCUCAUCAGAAACCUGUGCUGUCUCCAUCAAAUUCAAAGCCAGAGGAUGAAAACCUUGACACUUUCAGUGUUGACAGCGGCAGUGUCACAUCCGGCGAAGAAACAUGGAGAAAUACUAUUUUAAGUACCCUGAAUAGUUUCGGUUUAGAGACAUCAUCUAGCUGUGAUAUUAGUCAACACCGUGACGGUGAUUUUGACUGUGCUGUCAAAUUAAGAUGCCAGGUCAAAGAUGAGGCACCAGCAGACAAAACUUUCUGUCAGGUCUUUCAGCCAGUUAUUGAAAGCAUUGGGAAGGUUCUGGAUGAAAAAACCCCGCUUGCAAAACUGCAGCAGCUGACAUGUUGCCUGCGCCUGAUAAAUUCACAGGUGUCCCGAAUCAGGGCAAGGAGGAACGAAGGUAAUGUCAGCAUGUGUGCGGAUGACAUGGUGACAGUGCUUACUCUUGCACUCCUCUACUGUGAUCCUGCCACAGUCAGCGCCCUCUAUCCUACUGUUGUGCUGUUGUCUGAAAUCAUACCUCCAUUUCUAGAGAAUGGUGCACAUGGAUACUCACUGGUCCAGUUCCAUGUGGCAUUUCAGAUUAUAUUUGGAGAAUUGAUGAAAAAGAAGAAUCAGGCUGGCAACCAAGUAUUUGCAUUUCAGACAAGAAUGUAGCAAAAACAGGCAGUAUUAUACAGGCAGUAUAACCCUUUCUUUCUUUAAAAUCAAAACUUGUAAGUGAAUAAGGAACGUUACUUACUUACAAUGAAUUUUUUCUGAUGGGGGCAUCCAUUUAGAUAUACUGUGAAGAGUUAUGAAAGCAAUAAUUUAAUGCAUGUUCUAAAUUAAAUGUUGUACUCAGAAAACUAUGGUUAAUGCAAUAAUUUUGUGAUUUUGUCAUUUUUGAAUUCUGUUGAUAGCUGUCCUUUUUUUCAGUGAUUGAUAAUUGAUUUUCAUGUUAUUUGAUUGUUUCAUUGUGAAUAUAUUUUUGUAUUUGGUGAGCAACAUCCUUCAAUUUCUUCACACUUGUGAAGAGUUUGUACACUGUUAUUUUAAAGUGUUUCUGUGUGCCGUGUUUAUAAUAAACAAACCUACACUGUGAUCUCAAGUAUGGCUAGGCCACAAUCAAACAAUAAGGAGAAAUUUACUGUUAGUAAUUACUAUUGGUGUAAUAGGGCAUAAUAAAGUUUUAUAAUUGUAUUACAGCAGGAUCUGAUUUAGAUGACACCCAGAUUGAAGUUGAUGCAAAAUGCAAUGUAAAGACAGCUGAUAUGCAAUUUAUAUGCCUUGUAACUCUUAUUAUUAUUAUUAUUAUUAUUAUUAUUAUUAUUAUUAUUAUUAUUUUAAUUUGAUUCAAAAAUACUAUUGACAAACCGAGCUGUUAGGUUUUUUGUUUCACUGGCACAGGCAUAUGCAAAGGGAAGCACUGACCACAAUAGUUUCAUUCUCCAUCUUGUUGAGCAUAAUUAUUACAAUGGUUGCUUUUAGCCCACUUGAGGAUGUUUUUCUCAAGGAAAAGUACCAGUGAAAUAAAAGUUUGCUGUGAUAUACAAACCAGCCAUAUACUAGGCUGCAUGUUGCUUUAUGACUACGCUAAGAUGAAAACAGAUUUAAAUGUAUAAUAUAAUGUGUACUUGUACUUUUCCUAGCUAAGGAGCUUUUUGCACAUAUUAUUGUCUAAAGAAAUAGUGUGUCUGUAUUUUUUUUUCUUUGAAUGGAAUUUUAAGUUUAACUUUAAAAGUUUUUGUUCAACAUAUGCGACAGAUGUUUCAUAUUAAGGAAAAUGGAAUUUGUGAAUUUUUUGAUAUCCUAUUUUUACAUCAUUUAUGUAGAACAUUUGUGAAGGGAGUGAUUUUUAUCACUUUAGUAAAUAAGAUCAAAGUGGAUCCUUUUUCAGCAAUACAAAUUAUGUAAUUUAUGCAAAUGUAAUGCAAUUAAACUUUUGCCUAGAUGUUUACUAUCUAUUUAUGAAAAUAUCCCAUAUCUUCAAAGUAUUUUUUAAAGGGGGAGGAAGCCUUGAUCAAGUAAGUUUUCCAGUGAACAAAGUCACUACAGGCUUAUUGUUUUUUAAUUAAUUAUUUAUCUAUUUCUAUUUAUUAAUUUAUUUUUUGAUUUUUGUAAAUUAUG
Lingula anatina is the source of this 5223-nucleotide messenger RNA. RefSeq lists its product as uncharacterized. NCBI's taxonomy places the organism in Eukaryota, Metazoa, Brachiopoda, Lingulata, Lingulida, Lingulidae. The record is from RefSeq and is a predicted model, not a curated record.